CUUCUCCUUUUCCUGCAGGUGUUGGCACCGGGCAGUUUGUCACCGAGACGCUCGCUCUACCGGACCCUGUCGGACGAGAGCGUGUGCAGCAACAGGAAGGCUUCGUCCUACACCAGCUCGCACAGCUCCAUGCUCGAUCAAGCCAUGCCCAACGACAUCCUGUUCAGCACCACGCCACCUUACCACAGCACACUGCCUCCUCGCAUGGUCCACAACCAGGGAGCAGCCAACCUGCGCAGUGAGUUUUGGUUCUCUGACGGCUCCUUGGCGGAUAGGUCCAAGUUCAGCGACCCGGGCCUCAUGCCCCUCCCAGACACUGCCUCGGGCCUGGACUGGUCUCACCUGGUCGAUGCAGCACGAGCCUUUGAAGACCAGCGCGUGGCGUCUUUCUGCACCAUGACAGACAUGCAGCGGGUGGAGGCGCUGCAGAUCUCCAGAGAGCUGACCAGACGGGUGGUGGAGGCGGAGGGAGCAGCGCUGGAAGCAGACAGCUCCCCGUCCACGCUAACUGGCAAAGUCAACCAGCUGGAGGUCAUCCUCAGGCAGCUGCAGCAGGACCUCAGAAAGGAGAAGGAGGACAAGGCCAUGCUGCAGGAGGAGGUGCAGCACCUGAGACAGGACAACAUGCGGCUGCAGGAGGAGAGCCAGACGGCAGCGGCUCAGCUCAGGAAGUUUACAGAGUGGUUCUUUCACACCAUCGACAAGAAACCCUGAGCGGCGCAGAGAGGAAAAACAGAGGAAAGACGGAGCAAAAGAAGGCCUUCAUCCCUCCUGGGCACCCACUCAACUCCCAUGUAAAAUUCCCAGAUAAAUCCACAACGAAAACGUUAAAAUGACGACGAGUAUUAAAAGCCCCACACUUAGGAUGUUGUGCUGCACUGUGUGAGAGACUGAAAACCCAGAUCUGGACUAUAGUUUGGGGACUCCUCUCUACUCCUCUUUUUAAAGUUACUGGUCUCUCUUGGGAAACCUCGUGGUAUUUUGCUCCGGAGAAGACUUGAGAAAAGUAAUUCCAGGGGAAGGGAGCUCCGCUGAGUCCUGGGAUCUUCUUACAGAAGUGGAAUGUAAAGCUCAUUUACUGUAGUCAACAUUUAACCUACCUACGUAAAUCACGUCAGUCUACUGUACUGUAUACUCAGCUGUACUGUACGGGUGAAUCUCAAUACAUUACUACGUUGUGAAAGCUAAUUUAUUCACGCAACUCAUAUGAAUAAAUUUAAACACACAGGGUGAUGUAUUUCAAGCAUAAUUUUUAAUUUUGAUGUUUAUGGGUUACAGAAAAUGAAAAACAAAGUUACGGUACUUUCUAAAAUUACUAGCUAACAAAUUUGCACAAAACUAUCAAUAUUGUGCUAAUGUAAAAAGAAAACAAAAAAAACAUGAUUUUGCAAUUGCUGUGUUUCUGUUAAGUAAGAAAUAUAGUUAAAAUAAAAUGUGAAUAAGUUUGUGAACAUGAUAAGUCAUUAAAAAACAUGCAGCACCAUCCUCCUCCUACCACUUUCUGUUGUCUCCUUUGUAUUUUCUGCCAGUGGUAACACCCAGUUGUUGAUCACAUGCGAAAAAAAAUAUUUUUCCAAAUAUACUAAUUUGAAUACAGUCAAAAAAACACCUCAAUUUUUUAUGGCAUGUUUCCAUCAAGUACAUUUAUUUUCAUAACUCCAGUUUGCGCAGUUAAAUGGAAACACAGGUAUAGACUGUGGAAACUUCAUGUGGAUUGGUUUCUGUGAUUUUACAAAAUUUUUCCUUUCACUCCACUUUCCAUUAAUAUGCUUUGACACAGAAGCCUACAAUGGGCUUUGUUUUAUACUUCCCUCAGUUGUCUCUGAUGGUGCAACUCUUUCUACCACACUUUUUCCUUCCACUCAACUUUCCGCUAGUAUUUUUGUUUACAUCUCUCUUUGAACUGCCAGCUUUUUUGGCAAAAGCCUUUACACAACUUGUAAGGGAAGUCAGUAUCUGUCAGUAUGUUAAAAAAAUGGUUUUCUAUUAUUUUCUCAGAAACUGUGAAGUCAAAAUGAUCAAGAUUAAUAGAAAUGUGAGCUUGAAAUGAUCACUCUGUGUGGUAGAUUUAUACAACACGAGUUUCACUUUUCAUAAUUGAAUUACUGAACUACUUUUCUUUUUUUUAAUCUAAUGUACUGAGAGGCACCUGUAUCAAUCUGCGCACACUGUCACUCAGCUGUUUCUGCUGCAUCGGCCCUCACGGACGUUGGGGGAGCAGAGGGUUUGAGGCGAGAGUCGGAGGGGACAGGAAUGUACCAGACGAAAUAAAGUGAUACUGUCUGCCUGCACCAGGAGGAAUCCACAUAUGGUGGGCUUGAAAUGUUCAGUGUGUCGACGGGUGGGAGGGGAUGAAUGUAGCUCAACCGAGACCUUUUAUUUUCUCUGAAACUCUCGUUCCCAAAGCUACAGAAGUUCUGAACGUUUGACGUGUUUGUUUUCAAUCAACUUUCCUGUUUUUUAUUUGUUUUCUUUCUUUCUUUCUUUCUCCUCUGUGUUGUAACGUAGGUUCACAUGGCAGUAAUUUUGAUGUUUGAAGGUGCUUUCUCCCUCAGCACAUAUUUGUCAGUAGUUUCCAUUCACCGUCACGAUGUCCUAGCAAUAACAAAGUGGUAGUUACGAAACUGUUUUUUUUGUUUUAUUUUGUUGUUUUGGGUUUUCUUUUCUAAAGGAAGUUAGCACAAGUGUGGAUAGUUUCUUUCGAGAAGCAGAUGUUUUUUUUUGACAUGUAUUUAUAAAGCUGGAAGAGACUGUGCCUAAAACUGGUUGUAAAUGGAUUUUUUCUUUGUUUUUCUCUGUCAGCUCUCUUUUAUAAACACAUGCCUUGUCUGUGGCUCACUGAGAUAAAAUCAUUUGAGUGUGAGAGUGUGUGUGAGUGUAGCAGUAUGAGUUCUUAUGCAGUGGUUUCUAGAGUAUUAGAGCGGACGCCAGUGAACCACACUUACAAUGCCAAAUGUGUUUAUUUCUGUACAUAACUGCCACAGAAGUGUCUUGUAUUUAACACUAUUAUUUAAGCUUAUUUAACCUAAAGUUGUUUAUUUUAUGAAGCUUCUUAAUUUGUUGUUUUUUUUUUCUGCACUAAGGAGAGAUAAAGCUGUGUAUGUUGUAAAGUGUGUUGCUUUGCAGGGCAAAAAUACAACAAAAAAAUCAAACCAACAACCACAAAACAAAUUAAUAAGUAUAUAUUUAACUGUAUAAAUAAUUUUGGAAAUUCCAACAUUUGGAUGCUGCUAGAUGAACAGAUCGCUGGUUUGUAUGCUUUUAAAAAAAUGUCUCUCCUCAUUACCAGUCUCCUCCCUGGUGUGGGAUGUCGGACGCAUUUGAUUGUUUGUUUUCCUCUUUUUGUUUUUAUUUUUUUUUUUAUUUUGUUUUUAAUAAAUGUAGUUGUAAAAAUCA
Molecule: messenger RNA, 3396 nt
Organism: Poecilia latipinna (sailfin molly)
Lineage: Eukaryota; Metazoa; Chordata; Actinopteri; Cyprinodontiformes; Poeciliidae
Product: signal-induced proliferation-associated 1-like protein 2
Exons: 5
Source: RefSeq, a predicted model, not a curated record